Diutina rugosa is the source of this 2886-nucleotide messenger RNA. It is a transcript of the gene PSD2, whose product is annotated as phosphatidylserine decarboxylase 2. The coding region runs from base 1 to 2886 and encodes 961 amino acids. Gene Ontology annotation, biological process: phospholipid biosynthetic process. The transcript has a single exon. NCBI's taxonomy places the organism in Eukaryota, Fungi, Ascomycota, Pichiomycetes, Serinales, Debaryomycetaceae. Gene Ontology annotation, molecular function: phosphatidylserine decarboxylase activity. The record is from RefSeq and is a predicted model, not a curated record.
AUGACGGCGCCCUACCGGCUCAGUCUCGUGAUCCGAGUCGACCUGGCAGCGGACCUUCUUCCAGACAACCAGAUCAAGUUCACCAAGGGGUGCAAUCCCGUGCUUGAGGCUCAGAUCAACCAUGUCAAGCGCAGCACCCGCAAACGCCGCCACACCACCCAGCCGUCGUGGGACGAAAAGCUCAUAUUACCAUUGGACGUGGAACACUACUCUCAGAUCGUGACGGUGUCGGUGUGGGAUAAACACCGGCGGUAUAAGAAUUACCUUGGAGAGCUUAGACUUUCCCUCGAGGAUAUUUUCCAUAACGGGGCUGGUUUCCAACUGAGAACCGACGUCAAAUGGUUUAAGCUCCACUCCAAUGAUGAUCGCCAUAGCUUUGUUACCGGCAGUGUCUUGCUUGGGUUUGAAUUACAGGUGAAAACCAAUAAAGGUCGUUCCAAACAUACUCCCGAACCAGUGGAUAAUACUCCCAAAAUCAUGGUCAAUGGCGAUGUAACCACCCCACCGUCGUGGUCAACUGAUGAGGGUUCGUUUGUUACCCUGGAAAGGCUGAAAAAGCGAGCCUUUGACGGCUGGAUCGAGUCGUUACUUUACCAGAAUGCCCCUCAGGUGGCAGCAGUAAACGACCAAGGGUUCUACGGUGAAGGUAUUGGGAGCGACGUGGCAUCACUGGCUUAUCCUAAGCUGCAACUGGGGGCUAGUGACGGCACAUCGUUCCUGGAAGUGCUGGAAAGCGAAGCCUUUGCCAUGACCUCUACUUCUCAAUCUAAGAAGAAGAAAGAGGGCCCCUAUGAGCUUGUUGACCGUAAAGUGUACGGGGUGUUGUACCUUGAGAUCGUGUCGUGUAGCGAUCUCCCUCGCAUCCACAACGUCACCCGUACUUCUUAUGAUGUCGACCCGUUUGUGGUGGUUACAUUUGGUAAGAAAACUUACCGUACUCUGUGGAAACGUCAUAAUCUUAACCCUAUCUUCAACGAGCGACUCGUGUUUGAAGUGCUCCCGUUUGAGGCUGGGUUUGAUAUCCGGUUUGAAGUGCUUGACCGUGAUUUGAUUAGUAACCAUGACCGAGUGGCUUCGGUACUGGUGCCAUUGACGGAUAUCACGGAAAACUGUACCGCUUUACCAUCACAACCCAUCCCUAUUGAUCGGACAGAGAAUAGCAGCAAUGACGACGACGUUGUCCAUGAAGUCCACAAAUCGAGAUUUAAACGGAAGAAUGUGGUGACGCUGUCGGUGGCCGAUACUCUGAACUUUUUGACGUUGCAUUUAGACCUUCAAGUGGCCAACCAGAAAUACGCUACCAAGUAUAAGCCAACACUUAAGAUCCGAGCCCGGUUUGAAACCUAUGACCUGCUUCGCCGAAACUUCUGGAAGAUCUUACUCAGACAAUUCCACCCUGAUGACGACGCUACUUACGACCACGUCGCCCUCGUAUCUUUAUUGGACGUGUUAGGGUGUACUGAUUCCCAGAAACUCGCCCAAUCAUUCUUCAUUCAACUUAAUAAAGUCGACGAACCGUUGACUCAGGAUGAAGUGGUGGACUGUUUGGAAGAUUACAUUAAACUCCCCGACCACCAGGAGAAAAUCAUGGUGUUUGAUACUUGUCCCUUAUGCAACCGUAAACGGUUAUUAAAGAAGGAAGAGCUCGAUAUCGUUACUCACGUCGCCGUGUGUGCCUCCAAAGACUGGAGUAUUGUCAAUAAGCUUUUGGUGCUGCUGUAUAUUACUCCUCAGCUCGCUCGACGCAAAUGGGUACCACGGGUGGUAAAAAAGAUCACCUACGGUAAGUAUAAGCUUGGUGGCCGUCUGGCUAAUAUCUUGGUCCAGGAUCGAACCACAGGGAUCAUCUUAGAGGAGAAAAUGUCGGUAUACGUCCGACUUGGCAUUCGUCUCUUAUACAAUACCACUGACAAAGCCAGUCUGAAGAAAGUCCGCAAACUCCUCAAACUGUUAAGUGAAAAGCAGGGCGCCAAGUUCGACCUGCCGGAGUCAACCAAAGACAUUGCCAGCUUCAUCAAGUUCCACGGGCUUGAUCUUAGCGAUUGCUUGAUCCAGGACCCAGUGAAGUUUCCCACGUUUAACGAAUUUUUCUACCGCAAACUCCGUCCCGGCGCUCGUCCCUUAGAACUGGACGACCCGAAAGUGGUGGUAUCGGUAGCUGAUAGUCGCUGCGUGUGUUUCCCUACAGUUAAUGAAGCUACUCAAUUGUGGAUUAAGGGUAAGAAUUUUACGUUGGCGCGGUUGUUUAACGGCAACUUCAACAACUACGAAAACUCAGCAUUAUACAACGCCGACCAGUGCUCCCUUGCCAUCUUCCGGCUUGCCCCUCAGGACUACCACCGGUUCCACUGUCCCGUGGAUGGGGUGAUUGGCCCCAUCAAACACAUCGUUGGUGAGUACUAUACCGUGAACCCGAUGGCUAUUCGGCUGGAGCUCGAUGUGUUUGGCGAUAACGUGCGUACCAUCAUCCCCAUCGAACUGCCUCAAUUUGGAAAAGUGGUGAUGGUAGCGGUCGGGGCGAUGAUGGUGGGGCUGAUUAUCCUUUCAGUGGAGGAAGGCGAGGAAGUGCUGCGGGGCGAUGAGAUCGGCUACUUCAAAUUUGGCGGGUCGACGGUGGUGUUGCUUAUGGAGCGGGACCGCUUCCAGUUCGAUCUGGACUUGCUUGCCAACUCCCACGCUCUGAUUGAGACUUUAGUCAGAGUGGGCCAGUCGGUGGGCCACGCCCCCGACGUCGCCGAGGUCGAACGCAAGCGUCUCGACUUCUUCCAGCAGCUGGCCAACUACAAGAUGAAGGUGAUCCGGACCCUUACCGGUGGGGACUUGUCGCUGGCGAAAGAACUCAAGGACUGGGAAUCGUUCAACUUGCUGAUCAUCGACGACGAUUGA